GAACUCCCCAGUUCUCAACUCUCCCAGACGGCCAUCUCAGUUAAACGCCGCCAAAAUGCCUCCUUUCACAGUCUCCACCUUCUUAACCUCUCGAGGUCUCCGAACACUCAUCCAGCGCCCCCCGCAAAUCCUCACGCAACCCCGGAGAAACCUCACCAAUUUCACCUUCCAGCCUACCUUCCGCACACAAGCCGCAGCAAAAGCAUCACCACGACCAACAACAAUGGUAAUGGCUACGACAAUCCGGCAAUUCUCUACAUCUCCAGUCCGCAAAGCAACCUACAACCAAGUCCGUCGUGGCUGCCGAGUCGCGCAACGAGCCCGUCGCGCCAAAUCUCCGGCCCUGGCCAAUACGCCUCAAUUGAAGGGCGUCUGUCUGAAGACGGGUAUUACGAAGCCCAAGAAACCUAACUCUGGUGAGAGGAAGACGGCAAGGGUUAGGUUGAGUAGUGGGAAGGUUAUUACGGCUUAUAUACCCGGCGAAGGUCACAAUGUCCAACAACACAGUGUUGUCCUUGUCCGAGGUGGAAGAGCCCAGGAUUGUCCUGGUGUGAAGUAUCAUUUGGUUAGAGGGGCAAUGGACUUGGGUGGUGUGGCUAGCCGAUUGACCAGUCGAUCGAAAUACGGAACAAAGAAACCGAAGAAGGAUUAGAGAUCAGAUUCCUGUUGAAAGGUUAAGAUGAAAAAAUAUGUUUGCUGGAAUAGGUAUUGUUCUUAUCGUUGUUCUGCUUUGUUUAACUCUGUAUUAUUCUACCUUCGCCGUCUUUUUUGAAUGAGUUCGAUCAUUGUUCUUGGCUUUUAUGAUGAAUCUUCGUGUAUUAUAUGUUAAGGGGAUUUAGGAAAGACCUUUUCGAUAUAAGUAGC
This is a messenger RNA of Monascus purpureus, 864 nucleotides long. The record is from the annotation of a GenBank genome assembly. Lineage: Eukaryota; Fungi; Ascomycota; Eurotiomycetes; Eurotiales; Aspergillaceae.